Microplitis demolitor is the source of this 2299-nucleotide messenger RNA. RefSeq names its product serine/arginine repetitive matrix protein 1. The transcript is spliced from 5 exons. Lineage: Eukaryota; Metazoa; Arthropoda; Insecta; Hymenoptera; Braconidae. The coding region runs from base 474 to 2027 and encodes 517 amino acids. The record is from RefSeq and is a predicted model, not a curated record.
UUUAUUAAAAUUAUUUAAAAAAAAUUUUUUUUUAAAUUACAACUUUGGUGCUUUAAAUGUAUAUAGCACACACUACUCAGGACACUUUUUUCUUAGUUGCAUGCAAGUUUAUUUGACAUACAAUAAUACUGUUAACAACAAUAUAAAUAAAUAUAUAAAACUGUUUUUGGUGACAAUAAUUAACGACACGAGCUUACGCGGACAUUGUUGUGUUGUCCGGUUAUUUUUACAAUUUACUUUUUACAUAAGUUUUUUUUUUUUUUUUUUAUUUAUUUUUUUUACUAUUUUUAAAAAUAUAUAUAAUAUAUGUAUAAGUAAGUUUGCUUGGUAUUCCUUUGUUGCUGAUGUACAGGAGAGACAUUGCCGUAAUAUUAACGAGGAAGUAAACAAAUAUAUUUAAAAAAUGGCGUUUUGAAGAAGGCUGAUUAUUCAACGCGGCAUCUUCUAUAAAUUAAUUAACUUCAUCAACGAAGAUGUCACGAGAUUACGACAGUAGGAGACGGAGUAAUGCCAGUGGAUCCAGCAAAUUGCGAAUGGAUACAAGUGUAUCCCAGUCACGACCACAUGUAGAACCAUCGUCAAGCAAACGUAAGGAAUUGGACAACGUAAUGCGCAAAGCUCGAGAAUCACAGUCAAGUUAUUGGAAUAAAAAAUUACUGGAAGUUGAAGAACGUGAUCCUAAUCGUUGGCGUCACAGCGGUUACAAAGAAUUGUAUGUUGGUGGUAGUGCUGUCAGCGGUGAGACAAGCGCUAGUCGUAGUCAUCCGAGGAGUCCACGUAGUCCACGUCCACGAAGUCCACACAGUCCACGAGGCGGAGGAGGCGGAGGUGGAGCACGUAGUCCAAGAUCACCGCGAGAAAGGACUCACAACAGCAAGCAACGAGUGGCGCGUAGUCCGAGCACCGGUAGUACUUGCUCAGAUCGCUCGUGUUCCGUGUGCUCACCGAGGGAACGUCGUCGCGUUGUGCCGCAGUCACGAUCACGAUCGAGGUCGAUAACGCCGGUACGACAGCGAGCACACCCGAAGGAAAUAGCCGCGUCGUCGAGUUCGCGGGCGGCUGUGCCAUCACGUACAGCAAGACCGACAACGAGGCCGCCGCCACCUAUGCCGCGUCCGCGUACUCCACCACCUGAACCACAGCCACCUUCAUCACGGCACCACAAGGAGUAUAAAGCGCUCAAGGAGAAGGAGGCAAAAGAAGCUAGGGCUCGUCGCAAAGAAAAACAUCACAAUAGUAGGGUGCCUGAAGAUCCCAGGGUACCUGAUCCUAUUCCUUUGAUGCGGAGACCAGUUAAAGUUGAAAAAACACAUUCAGGGCAUCAGCCGGUAUCAGCAGUUCACGUCCACCCACCGCCAGCAGAAUCAUCUGGCAGUGAAGACAGCGAUAGUUCAUCAAAUGCUUCACAAACUGGACCUCCACGAAUGACUUUAUCAGAACGAUUUGGUAAAAUGGCACAGUGGAGCGUUGACAGACGAGAAAUGGAGAACAUGCGUAUCACAAAAGACGGUGAAAAUUCAAUGAAAGUUGUAAUAGAAGGGGAAGAAAGAAUCGCAAGAUUAGGAUACGAUUCACCACCACCUGGACACUAUCCGGAAACUUUACUUGCACAAGGACCACGUGGGCUUGACUGCUGGGACGAUGUGCGUGUUAGGUAUGAUUACUACAAGGCACGUGGGUAUUUGAGGGACUUGAGUCUCGACGACUACGUCAAGUGGGAAGAAUGGUGGUACAAAUACCAAGAGUGGCUGGAGGCUGAACGUUUUUACGAGCAAUGGGCAACGAGCGGUGGUCGUUCUAACGACGGACCCAAUCGCGCUGGUCCCGGUCAUCGUCACGGAAAUCGUGGAGGUAUUCGCAACCACAUGGGUCGCGGUGGUCUUGCACCUGGUGGACCCUCUGGUCCCCCUGACGGUCACGGUAUUCCGAUCUCCGAACGCAUCGGCAAUACCGAACGCGGUGGUAUCAUUACCAGUGGAAUAAGACUACAAAAACGUCGUGGAAGACGUCUCAACGUUGUCCACUAAUUUCAUUACUUUAUUAUUCUUAUUAUUUUUAUUUUUUGUUUAAUUAUUAAUUAACUAAUUAAUAAUUAUCAUAAUUAUAAAUUUAUACAUAAAUAUUUAGCUCGCAACGUCGUGUCAUUUGUUGACUGCAGCUCAAAUAUCAUCAUAAGACUUGUUCUUAUAAAAAUCAUGCUUAAAAGUUGAAGAAAAAAUAAAUAAGCAAAUACACCGAAAUAAAGAUGUAAACAGUAUGUUAUAAAUAUAUGUAAUAAAUAUAACAUGUGCUAUGAUUA